Lycium barbarum (goji berry) is the source of this 2778-nucleotide messenger RNA. RefSeq lists its product as uncharacterized. Bases 1 to 2778 code for a protein of 925 amino acids. Lineage: Eukaryota; Viridiplantae; Streptophyta; Magnoliopsida; Solanales; Solanaceae. The record is from RefSeq and is a predicted model, not a curated record. The transcript has 10 exons.
AUGCUGCAGGAGGAUGAUGAUCAUGAAGGGACUCCAAUAGAGGAAGUGGAGGAUAAUCAAGGAAAAGAAAGACAAGAAGGUACAAGGCCACCAGAGAGUAAUACUUCUGUCAUCUUGCCUGUGGAACAAGAGGCAGACUUAUCCCCUAGAAGUGUGCAGAAAUUGAAACAGGCAACAAAUAAGCAAAAACCUGUCAGAAGUACCCGUAUUCCAGUGGCAGGAGUUUCAACAAGGAGGAGCCUAAUGGAACCUUUUCAAGAUCCUAUUGCUAUUGAAGAGUAUAGAAGGAAUUUAGGCUUUCAGAAUUGCAAGGAGAGGGAGGAGUUGUGGGAAGAUAUGGUAGCCUUGGAAAAUCAGCAAGACCUUCCUUGGAUAAUAGGAGGGGAUUUUAAUGUCAUAGUGUCUGAUGAGGAAAAGCAAGGUGGCCAUCCAAUUGAUGUAGGAUUAACUGGAAGUAAAUUCACCUGGUGGAAUGGGAGGACUGAAGACGAUUGCAUAUUCAAAAGGAACACAUAUGGGAAUAUAUUUCAGCAGAUUUCCACUAUUGAAGAUACUAUAAAGGUGAAGGAGUUUCAGUUUAAAAAUAAUGCUUCAAGGGAGAAUAGAAUGUUGUUACAUCAAGCACAGGCUGAACUAACCAGAUUUUUACAUUUGGAGGAAGAGUAUUGGAAGCAGAAAGCUGGUAUGAAAUGGUUCAAUGAUGGAGAUAGAAACACAAAAUUCUUCCAUCCAUAUAUGAAGGGCCGGAGGAAUAAAUUAACUCUGAAAAGAAUACAAGAUCCUUCUGGAGGGGAUUAUGCAUUGCUGAAAAAUCUUCCUAAAUUGAUAACUGAAGAACAGCAAAAGAAUAUGGAAGAGUUGCCAUCUGAAAGUGAAGUAAAGGAAGCUGUGUUUUCACUCAAUGGGGAUAGUGCUAGUGGGCCUGAUGGAUUCACAGGACAGUUUUAUCAGAAGUGUUGGGAGGUUAUCAAGCUGGAUGUGAUUCAAAUGGUUAGAGCUUUCUUUUGUGGAUGUGAGAUACCACAAUUCAUCACACAUACUAAUCUGGUUUUGUUACCAAAGAAGGAGGUGAUUACUACUUUUAGUGAUAUGAGGCCUAUCAGUCUCAGCUCUUUCUCCAACAAGAUACUGUCAAAAAUACUGCAGAAUAGAUUGGCAAAGGUUCUUCCUAAUAUUAUUUCUCACAAUCAGACAAGAUUUGUGAAAGGAAGGAGCAUUGCAGAAAACAUAUUACUGGCACAGGAGAUCAUCAGAGAUAUUAACUUGAAAGCUAAACAUACUAAUGUAGUGAUCAAAUUAGACAUGGCAAAGGAAUAUGAUAGACUUUCCUGGAUUUGUUUGACUAAAGUAUUGAGACAGUUUGGGUUUGGAGAGGGGGUAAAACAAGGUGAUCCACUUUCUCCUACCUUGUUCAUUAUAGCAGCAGAGGUCUUAACAAGGAGUCUGAAUAAGUUACAUGAGAAGCCAAGUUUCAUAGGCUAUGGAAUGCCAAAAUGGAGUCCUCAAAUCAAUCAUCUAUUAUAUGCUGAUGACACAAUAUUAUUCUGUUCUGGGGAUGGAUAUUCUUUAAAGAAAAUGAUGAGGAGAUUGAGGAAUUAUGAGGAGUCUUCAGGACAGCUGGUCAAUACUGAUAAAAGCUGUUACUAUUUUCAUCACAAGGUUUCAGCCAGAGUUAAUAGCAGGAUUAAAAGACAUACUAAGAUGAGAAAUGGAUCCUUUCCUUUCACAUAUUUAGGUUGUCCAGUGUUUUAUGGAAGAAGGAAAUUGAUAUAUUAUGAGGAUCUGAUCAAAAAAGUGAUGAAAAGGAUUCUAUCUUGGCAAAACAGGCUGUUAUCUUUUGGAGGUAGAUAUGUGCUGGUCAAUCAUGUGUUGCAAACCAUGCCAGUAUAUUUACUAUCAGCCAUGAAUCCUCCUUCUGGGGUGAUAAAGCAACUGCACAAGAUCUUUGCCAAAUUCUUUUGGAGCAAUACAGUAGGGGUGAAAAGCAAACAUUGGGUGGCAUGGGACAAAUUAUGUCUACCAAAAGAUGAAGGAGGCAUUGGUCUUAGAUCACUAACUGAUAUAUCUAAGGCUUUAUUUGCUAAGUUGUGGUGGAACUUCAGAUGUGGAAGAAGCUUAUGGGGUAGCUACAUGUUGAAUAAAUACUGCCAGAAAUGGCAUCCUAUUAUGGCAGUAGAGAGAGGAGGAUCUCACACAUGGAAGAAGAUGACAAGGCUUGGAGCAUUAUAUUAUAUUAUUCCUGAUGCUGCUAGAGAAGAAGAAAUAGAGGUUAGACAGUUUGUGCAGAAUGGGGAAUGGAACAUGGAACUGUUAACAGUCACUCUAGAUCAGGAAUUGGCUCAGCAUAUCAAAGAAAAUAUCAAAGUGCCAGUUGAAGAAGAGGAUGAUGAACCAUGUUGGAUGCUGGAAACAAAUGGAAAAUUCUCAGUUAAAUCUGCAUGGGAGUUUCUCAGACACAGAGAGAGCAAACAAAUAAGUUAUAAGUUCAUGUGGGAGAAAGGGCUGCCAAUAAAGAUAAGUUUUUUCAUGUGGAGAGUGUGGAAAGGGAGAAUCUCUACAAAUGAUAUAUUAAAAAGGAUGAUGAUCAAUAUACCAUCAAGAUGCUGGUACCCCACAGAUGGAGUUGGUCUACAUCAAAUGAUCAUGGCAUGGUGGUCUACUGAGACAAAGCCAAAAUUGCAGCCUAUAUAUAGAGCAAUGCCUGCAGUGAUAUGUGGUCAUUAUGGAAGAGAAGAAACUCCAUUAAACAUGGAGGAUCAGUGUCCUUCUACAGACUGA